Ictidomys tridecemlineatus (thirteen-lined ground squirrel) is the source of this 2842-nucleotide messenger RNA. The record is from RefSeq and is a predicted model, not a curated record. Lineage: Eukaryota; Metazoa; Chordata; Mammalia; Rodentia; Sciuridae.
AGCAACUUAGUGAGGUCCUAAGUAAUUUAGCAAGACCCUGUCUCAAAAUAAAAAGGGCUGGGGAUGUGGAUUAGUUAAGCACCCCUGGGUUCAAUCCCCAGUACCGAACAAAGCAAAAUUGCAAUAACUAAGAAUCUAAAGUAGAAUGUACUCCACAUCAUGUACAACCACAAAAAUGGGAAGUUGUACUCCAUGUAUAUAUAUCAAAAUAUAUUCUAUUGUCAUGUAUAACUAAAAAGAACAAGGAAUUUUUUUUAAAAAAAAGAAAGUAGAAUGCAGCUUAAAUUGAGGGCAGGACAGUGAUAGGAUAUUAAUAUGGGGGUGUAAACAUGAGAGCACAUGUUUAUAUAUACUUCUGGAGAUUAUCUAUGUCAUAUCAUUUACUUUGAAAUACUUGAUUCAUGAAGAAAUGGACAAUAGCAUGGUGGUGUUGUUUUGUUCAGAUAAGGUGGGAAGAUGGUAUGAGACCUCUGGUUUUUCUAGCAUUGAAACCAUAUUACAGAAUUUUUGCCUUCCCUCAGUAGUAUAGUAUUAGUAGAAUUAAGAAGUCGAAGGCUGAGGGUGUUGUUCAGUGGUAGAGCAACAGUCUGGCGUUUGAGAAGCCCUGAAAUGGAUUUCUAACACCACACACACAAAAAUAAAACAACAACAUCAACAACAAAAAAUGAAACAAAUGAACAAAAUACAUCAUCAUAGCUUCUAACAUUUAAUGAGGACUGUGUAUAUGACAGUGAUUAAUAACUACUACACAUAUCUUCUUUUAUUUAACACAGGUUAAGAACUUGCCCAAGUUCAUGAAGCUUAGGAAGCUUUUUGACUCCAGGAAGUCUGACUUCGGAGCCUUGACUCAUUUUUUGGAUUACAAGGGAAGAAUGCAGACCAUCAAAUGUGUGGUUGUAGGAGAUGGGGCUGUGGGUAAGACCUGCCUCCUCAUCAGUUACACUACAAAUGCAUUUCCUGAGGAGUAUAUCCCCACUGUCUUUGACAACUAUAGUGCCCAAACAUCUGUGGAUGGCCAAAUCGUCAGCCUGAAUCUGUGGGAUACUGCUGGCCAAGAAGAAUAUGAUCGAUUGCGGACACUCUCCUACCCCCAGACCAAUAUUUUUGUCAUUUGUUUUUCCAUUGGCAACCCAUCCUCUUAUGCCAAUGUGAGGCAUAAGUGGCACCCAGAAGUCUCCCAUCAUUGCCCCAAUGUACCUGUUCUGCUGGUAGGCACUAAGAGGGACCUGCGAAGUGACCAUGAGACAGUGAAGAAGCUGAAGGAGCAGAGCCUAGUGCCCACAACUCCUCAACAAGGCAAUUCGCUGGCUAAGCAGGUAGGGGCUGUGAAGUAUCUGGAAUGUUCAGCCCUGAUGCAGGAUGGGGUACAUGAGGUGUUUUUGGAAGCUAUCCGGGCAGUGCUGUACCCUGCCUCAAAGAAGAAUGUUAAGAAAUGUGUUCUCUUGUAGCUUUUGGGUGCUACUUUGGAGACUGCACCUAAAAAUGUAAAGGAAGCUUCCUUUGAUAGUAGUUGCAAGUGCCAGCAUGAGCCAUUUCUCUCUUCCCCUAUAAGCCCUAGACUCCUGGUUAUUUGGCUUUUGGAGGAAUCUAGAAGACAGACUAUUUCCUACACGGCUACUUUUAAGUUUGGUAUGAACCUUGUGGAGGAAGUUUGUGUGUGUCUAUCUGUAUCCCCUGUCACAAGUAGUAAAAGGAGAUGCCACUGAAUGCUGUUCUUUUUUCUACUGGCCAAGCCGUGAUGAAGCACAGCAAUCUUCAUGCUGUCCUUGGGAAGCAUUUGCUUGUCUGCUUUGAAAUCUAACUUUGACUUUCUUUGCUGUAUCUACCAUUGAGCAAGUGCCUCAGACAAUGAUUUUUAAAUCAUUGCCUUAAACUUUUAGACAUUCUAAUAUUUUUUGUGAUCCUGGGGAUUGAACCUAGGGUCUCAUGCAUGCCACAUAAGCCCCAUUGAGCUGUACCCCCAGUUCUGACAUGCUAAUUUUCCCAUAUUGGUGAAACCUCAGGGUUCUUUACCACUUAACUACAUCCCCACUCCUUUUGACUUUUUGAGACAGGGUCUCACUAAGUUGCCCAGGCUGGCCUCAAACUUGUGAUUCUCCUGCCUCAGCCUCCUAAAUAGCUAGGAUUAUAGGUGUCCUAAUAUACUGAGUUUUUGAAAGCCAUUUUAUUUGUGUUAUGCAUGUUCCCAAUGUUGACACAUUCCUCUUAUUCUUGAGAUAAGACAUUUUCACAAAAAUGGUUAAGCAGCAUUUUCCAAAAAUCUGAGCUAGUAAUAGAUGUUCAUUUUUAAAGGAUUCUAUCUAUUGUCCAAUAAGCUCAGGAAUCAGCAAUUUAUAUAAAACCCAUCAGGUUUCUUUACAGUAGAACUUUAUAACUUAUUAUGUAUGCAUUGUUUCCCACACUUAUUUCAUCACUGAACAUUUUUGGAGGUUCCAUAUAAUACCAGAUAAUAGUUUCAGAGAAGUUGGGUUAGUGGAAACUGGGAAUUCUCAAUGAGGCUGUAAAAAAAUGCAAAAAGCAUAAUGUGGUCCUGUUCUUUUUGAUGUUUUCCUCAUUAUGCCUUUGAGACAAAUGUUUAUAUCAGCCAUGGACUUAUUGGUUCCUCUGCUUUAGGAGAUGGGUUUGGCAUUUAAUGAUGAUAGUGCAUGCACUGCAGAUAGGGUCCCACAAUGAGAUCUGCUAUUAGAUUUCACUAGCACUGUCGACUUGGUGAUGUGGAAGUUAUUCAAUCCCUCGAAAAGCUGUAUCUGAGUCUUCUGUAUGGCCCCUUUCCCUCUUAGUCACUUCCUGUAAAAUAAACCCACUCAAGGUCAAUUCCCUAAAUAAAACAAAAACAAAACAA